AUGUGCCUCAAUGUUUUAGUGAACGGGCUCAUCUUCAAUCCCCCAGAAGUUCGUCGUAGGUCUCUUCCUGAGGAGCUCUCCCCAUCAUCGUCGCUCAGUAUGACGCUCAGUAUAACGCUCAGUAUUAUAAGUGUAGUCCCUCUAUGCCUCUUGCUGCAGCUUGGCUUGACCACUGCUCAAUUUGCCAUCUACGAGCCAGACUGGCUCGACUCUACCCUCGGCGAUGCGUGUAUCAAUGCUCUUUCCGCCAACUUUAAUUGCGUUGAAUAUGUGCAAACAUUCAUGCAACUACGUUAUCGCACAUCUCUUGAAAAUGUCACUUUGACGGAUAUGAUAUGUACAAGCGACUGUUCAGCUUCCUUGAAAAAUUGGUUCGACUCUGUCACUGCAAACUGCGCAGGCAAGACUCUUAAUGAUGGCAAUCCUACAGCAUUUGGUGGUUAUAUGUGGGCUGGAUUCAACGAGACCUGCGUUAAAGAUCCCAGGACAAAGCAGUAUUGCAAUGGUAUAAACAAUCCUCUAGUCUCGUCCAAAAACUAAUGGGACUUGUGACAUAGACAUUAUGUUCAACUUUACAGAUGUCCCCAAUAUAACAUCUAUGCCCCGAGAAGAACUGUGCCAUACAUGUCACAUUCGCCGUCUCGCUAUGAUGCAAUCCUCUCAAUACUCCAUCUACGACGACUUCUUCAAAGAGCAACUCGAAUACGUCUACACACAAUGCGGCAGUAUCGGUCCAACAACCAUCCCACCCGCUCUCGUAACCACGAUUACGACUCCAACCCCCUACUGCGUGUCCGGCAAACGUUACACAACCCUCCAAACCGACACCUGCGAAUCCAUCGCCAACAGUACCUCCGUCUCCUCCGCCUCUCUCUACAUGGGAAACCAAGCCCUCCUCCCCUCCUGUCUCACCAUCUCCCCCGGAAUUAGCCUCUGCCUCCCCAUAACCUGCCAAACAUACUACGUGCAACCCACCGACACAUGUAUCUCGAUCGAAAUGGCCCUCGGACUCGAUUUUGACCAACUCCUCUCCUACAACAGCUGGCUCAACCCCACCUGCAGUAAUCUCCAACCGGCCACCGAUUUCUACGGCAAAAUCAUCUGCGUCUCCCCACAAGGCGGCACAUUCACAGGCACAGCAGCCCCCCCUGUCCCAACCGAGCCCUCAGAUGGCUACACACGGGUUUCCAUUCCCCCACCUGCAGAUAUUCCUAUCGCUCCGGGCACUACACUCAGCUGUGGAAAAUGGCACGUGGUACUCACAUCCGAUACCUGCACGACUAUUUGCGUGCAGAGUUCGAUCGAGGCGAGCUUAUUCCGAUUAGUGAAUCCGUCACUGGCUAGUGAUACUUGUACAUUGUCUUUGGUGCCGGGAACGGCGCUAUGUGUUGGGCCUACUUAUUCGUGGAAUAUUACUGCGCCGGCGACGAGUAUGGUGUUAGAGAGCACUUCUACGGUCGUUGGGGUCAGGAGGGGAGAGGCGACGAUGGUUAUGAGGGGGGAAGAGGGUUGGUUGUGA
Molecule: messenger RNA, 1519 nt
Organism: Sclerotinia trifoliorum
Lineage: Eukaryota; Fungi; Ascomycota; Leotiomycetes; Helotiales; Sclerotiniaceae
Source: the annotation of a GenBank genome assembly